Pyrenophora tritici-repentis Pt-1C-BFP is the source of this 1953-nucleotide messenger RNA. NCBI's taxonomy places the organism in Eukaryota, Fungi, Ascomycota, Dothideomycetes, Pleosporales, Pleosporaceae. The record is from RefSeq and is a predicted model, not a curated record.
AUGUCUCAAGGGUCCGGUGACCAGCACUCCCCCCUCCUGACGAGCCCGGAUCGGCUCCAGAAGAUCGAUCAACUCCGCGAAAGAAACAUCGCUGGCGAAAACACCUUUUCAGAGGACGUGCUGAAAAUCGAGAAAUGCGGUCCAAACGAGGAUUACCUUACCAUCAUCGACGUACCCGGCAUCUUCCACAACAUUGACGAGGGUGUCACUACUAAAAAGGACAAGAAACUUGUUGAGGACAUGGUUAAGAGGUACAUUAAGGACAGCCGGACCAUCAUCCUCGCUGUUCUGCCCAGCAACGUCGACGUCGCCACCCAAGAGAUCCUGACUCUUGCGGAGGAGGCUGACCCGGCUGGCGACCGGACCCUCGGGAUCUUGACCAAGGCCGAUCUGUUGACGGAGCGGACCGCCAGACUCGCCGUGGUGAACUUGGUGGAAGGCAAUCGGAAACCCCUUAAGCUCGGUUACCAUGUGGUCGCGAACCGUGGGGGAGACGACCACGGCGAAGAAGUCGAGGCCUUGGCCGCUCUGCGCGAGCGUGAGACCGUCUUUCUAGAACAUCCUUGGGACAACCUUCCGGAGGAUCGUCUUGGUAUAUCUUCCCUACGGGAACGACUGGAAGACCUACUCGGCGAGAUCACUGAUCGUGCGUUCCCUGAGCUCCGUGGCGAGACGCGCAAAAAGCUGGAAACUGCCGAGAAGAAGCUCAAGGACCUCGGCGCGCCUCGCAAGACAGAGCGUGAGCAACAGCAAUACCUCGUCGGCAUUGCGAGCGACUUCCAGACCCUCGUUCGUGCCGCGCUGAAUGCUGAUUAUUCAGCACAUUCGGCAUUUAACAGGAACGAGUUGCGGCUCAUCACAGCCAUCGUCAACACUACGGAGCAGUUCAAUACGGAUUUCGUAAAUAUCGCUCGCACGUAUCUCUUUGAGUCCGAGACGCAGUUUGCGGCCAUGGUUCCUGUGGGAGUGGUCACCCCCGCAAGCCCUGAUUUCCACGAGGAAGAAGAGGUGGAAGAGGAAGAGGAAGAGGAAGAGGAAGAGGAGGAGGAGAAGGAGGAGGAGGAGGAGGAGGAGGGGGAUGACGAUAGCAUUCUGCAGCUUGAUGCAUUUGACGUUCCUGAUUCCAAGGCAUUCCCUGACCUGGAAAGGAUCAUCGUCUCGGAUUGGAACAUCGACCUUCCCAAGAAGGGUAUCAUGAAGUGGAUUAAAACUAUCCACCAGAGCUCCCGUGGCCUUGAUCUGGGCUCUCUCGGCCACGGCGUUCUUCCAAGUGUUUUCCGGGAACAAUCAGCGAAAUGGGAAAUGAUCGCGAAGCAAUACCUUAGCAAGAUCAUCCUCUUCGUCCAUCGCUUCAUCCUGGCGGCACUGGAGGUCGUCUGUGCAGAUACACAAGUGCUUCAGCUUGUAUCAUCCGCCAUCAUAGUCGAACUCUGCGCCAAGUACAAGGAUGGCAUGAACCAGACAACCUUCCUGGUCAACGUCGAGCGGCAGCUGAAGCCGUACACGCUGAACCACUACUUUAACCACAACCAGCAGAGGAGUCACGGCGCGCGGAUCAAAGAGACGCUGCGGCCUAAGGCCCGACAAGAGACGCAUAAUACAGGCUGGGGCGAGCGUAACAUGCUUGUCAUCAAUCUAAGUGAUGUUGCGGAUGCCGUCACGAAUAAGAGCAACGCAGCACACGCUACGGAGACCAUCCACGACACCCUCGAGGCUUACUACAAGGUAGCCUACAAGCGAUUCGUCGACAAUGUCUUUAGUCAAGCAGUCGACUACAAGCUGCUUUCCGGUCCCGAGAGCCCCCUUCGGCUGUUCUCGGAGCAAUGGGUCCUCAGCCUGGACGCGAAGAAGCUGUCUCUUGUGGCGGGAGAAUCUCGCUUGACGAAAGAGCGCAGGGAGAGGCUGAAGAAUGUGAUUCAGGACCUCGAGGUUGCGAUGGAGAUCCUGCGUUAA